Molecule: messenger RNA, 3579 nt
Organism: Fundulus heteroclitus (mummichog)
Lineage: Eukaryota; Metazoa; Chordata; Actinopteri; Cyprinodontiformes; Fundulidae
Gene: arb2a
Product: family with sequence similarity 172 member A
Exons: 11
Coding region: 153-1421 (422 amino acids)
Biological process (GO): regulatory ncRNA-mediated heterochromatin formation
Cellular component (GO): nucleus
Molecular function (GO): siRNA binding
Source: RefSeq, a predicted model, not a curated record
UUCGUUGCCCCGGUAACCCGGAAGCUUCACGCGCUCGGCGCUGCCGUGCCGGGAGUCCUUCCUGUUUAAGAAAUUUGAAGGAAGCAGCAGCAACAGGACAGUCGUUGAAUAAAUAUGGAUUCAUCUCAGUGAUCUGUGUGAGGAAAGGACCUAUGCGCUCUCACCUUUUUUCUGCCACAUCAGCCUUGUACAUACUGUGGAUCACCAUGGCCCAGGUCGCUGGCCAGGAGGACAAGGAGAAGACCACUGCGCUCAAAGACUUGCUAUCAAGAAUAGACUUAGAUGAACUCAUGAAGAAAGAUGAACCUCCUUUCACCUUCCCUAAAACACUAGAGGAGUUUGAAUAUGCCUUCAAUGAACAUGGCCAGCUCCGGCACAUAAAAACAGGUGAACCCUUUGUGUUCAAUGCCAGAGAAGAUCUGCACCGUUGGAACCAGAAACGCUACGAAGCUCUUGGAGAGAUCAUCACUCAGUACGUUUACGAGCUGUUGGAGAAAAAGUGCAGCUUGACUAAAGCGUUUCUACCGGUGGAUGCUGUAGACGAUGAACCCAGAAGUUUUAUCUACCUUAGCCCAGAUGCCUUGACUAACCCAAAUAAGCUGCUCGUGCUGAUCCAGGGCAGUGGUGUGGUGCGCGCUGGUCAGUGGGCCCGUAGACUAAUCAUUAACCAGGACCUGGACUCAGGAACUCAGAUCCCCUUCAUUACAAGGGCCAAGGAGGAGGGCUACGGUGUAAUGGUGCUCAACCCCAACGAGAACUACUUGGAGGUGGAGAAGCCACCAAAGAUGUCCCCCAUUAACUCUCCUGAGGAACCCUCAGAUGAACCCGCCGAGAAGAGGGAGCGCAAAGACGAACAGGAGAGGAAAAAGAAGAGGGAAUUUUAUGAGAAAUAUCGCAACCCCCAGAAAGAGACAGAGACCGAACGCAUACCUAUACGGGAAAACAGCUCCUCUGAAGAACAUGUGCUCUACGUGUGGGACCACUUUGUGUCCAAAGCCGCUGCCAAGAAUGUCUUCAUUAUCGCCCACAGCUACGGAGGCCUGUCUUUUGUUGAGUUGAUGAAUCUAAGGGAAAUGCAGGUGAAGAACAGAGUGUGCGCUGUGGCUCUCACUGACUCUGCACAUAACAUUUGGCAUCAGGAGACCACCAAAGGGACACAGGACUGGAUGCAGCAGUACUGUUGUAACUGGGUGUCGAGUCCCGAGCCGCUGGACACACAGCUUGAUCCCAUGCUGCCAGACUGCCCAAGAGUUUCCGCAGGCACUGAGAGGCAUGAGCUGACCUCCUGGAUGAGUUUCGAAUCCAUCUUCAGGUACUUCAGCGACGUCCUGAGGGCGAAGGAGGAGGAGGAAGCAGAGGAGAACUCCAACGCUGUCACCACGCGCAGCGGCUCCCUCAAAAACAAACACCAGGAUUUGUAGAGAGAGAGCGCGCCCGGCGCUGACGUGGACGAGCAGGAGAUUCUGGAAGGUUCCCCCGGAUACAGGAGUGCAGAAAUGUUCCCCUUUGCUCUAAUUUGCGUUCUUCUCUCCAUUCUCCCCGUGUAACCUUCCCUCUCCCCCCCCCAGCACCACCCCUGCUUGUUGUGUGAGACAAGAGUACGGGGGUCACCACGUAUACGCCACAAUAACGUUUUGCAUUACUUCUAGAUGAGCGCAACUGUCAAAGCAAUAUGGACCUGAGUGUUAGCGCUUCCCGUGGGCCGCGGCCGGGCUGCGGGUGCGGGCCGCAGCGGCAGAGAUUAAGGCUGACAGGCGCUGUGCACAAUGCGCCGUGGUGCACCUCUAAUUGUUCUGACAUCAGCCUGAAGUGAGCUAAUGCACCCCCCCAUCCUCCCGUCUGCACUGCUCAGUCUCUCUCUCCCCUCCUGUGUCUUCCUUCCUGCCCUGCUCCUACAGCCUGCACUCAUUUACCCUGCAAUCGGUUCGGGUGACGUGCUCUAAAGUUUACUAUCAUUUCAACUCUUGGUAACAUCUGAUCUUUUAGUUAGUUUUUUUUCCACAAUUUACCUUCUUAAAAGUUUUAAUAAGAGGAAAUUAUCUCUGAUGUCAAUUUCUUUAAAUAACUGUCUUUUUCUGUCUAUUUUUAGCUUUUAAACUUGACUUUUCGCAAUGAGUCUGCCAUGAUUUAUUUCAGAAUGCUACUCUUUUAAUGAGAUUAUUGUUUUUUUUUCCCCUCAGGUUUAAACUGAAUUUGUUCUUAAACAGCAAUAUCUCCCAUAGAUAAUGUAAUAAUUUACGAAACAAGCAGGUGUUUAUUUCUCAAAAGUUUCGUUUAUUUCUCUUUUUUUCCCCCUUGUUCUCCUCAUGUGAUAUCCCUAAAAUUGAUGUCUGUGAGAGAUCGAAUGUGAUGAAACAAAUAAAACAAACACAACCUGUGCUGAAUAUGAAGAAAAAGAGAAAUUCAGGACACCCAUCGUAUUUAAAAAUCACUUAAAGCCGGGCGUCAAAAUGGGGUUUGAGUGAUAUCUCAUUUUAACGGGAGCCAAAAGUCAGCCCACAACACUCAUAAAAGCCCAAUAUAUCGCCUUACACAUGUCAGGAAAUCCUAGACUUCAAUAUUAUUCUGAGCCAGAAUGAUAUUUCCUUAGAAGUUGGAGAAUUGUUACAUAUCUUCUCCUUCUGUUUUUUUUUUCUUCCCUUCCCACUCAAGUACUCUUUGAGCGUACUUAGACCUGUCAAAGUCAGCUUCCUGCUCAGCUCCCAUAAGCUGACUGUGUGACACAAACAUGUUAAAGAUUUUUUUUUUUUCAUAAAGCCGCUGUGUUUUAUAAACCACUCCAGGCUUAAUGGAAUACAUUUCUAAUGUGUCCUGACAGUAGUAAAAACUCAAACUUGAAACUCAAUCUUAUGAUACCUUAGUCGCAUUUUUAAGCAUAUUCUUUUUUCUUUUUUUUUACAGUAUUGUGAAACUUUCCCCACUGUGAAACCCUGCCUCUCCUGCUCCGUUUGUCUGUGCUUUAAGGCGUUUGUGGAUUAUCUUUCUGCUGUAAUGAGACAAGUGUGCCUGGUGGUUGCGAGCCUAAUUUCCUUUUAAUUUGAUUUAGAUCUCUCCAGGUUUCAGCUAAGAAGUUGGGCUUAUUAUUUGAUAUUUGACGGGUCUCAUUUCAAGAUACCACCGCUCGCCUUUGUGCUUUUCAGCUACGAUCAGUUAAUUUCUCACUCUGGAAUUUGUAUAUUGUUGCCUUAGGAGUAAACAACACUCUCCUCGCUGUGUGUGUUUUUUUUAAUAUCCUACAAGCCAUAUGUGAAAAGAACUAAAGAUCCAAAGCACAGUCUGCAAAUUAAUUGCUCUUGAAGAUUUUUAUUUUCUUUUUUUGCAGAUAGUUAUUUGUUAUAUUGGUUCUAAUUGUUUUAUCCUAAAGUCUCCAAGUGUAUGGCCAAGGCGUUGAUUUCUCUUUGUAUUCUAAUUUUUUUAUUUUUUUCCCCCCUCAGUCUGUGUUGAUUCAUGUUUAUGCAAAACUGUAAAAAUUGUUUUAACACCUCCGCAGAACAGUAAUCACAUUUGCUUUACAUGAUUUUAUUUUACCGUGAUUGAACCAUUAAAGCAAAAGGAAAUAAAAUGAACUAUGCAUCUUUA